Suncus etruscus (white-toothed pygmy shrew) is the source of this 2319-nucleotide messenger RNA. RefSeq names its product suppression of tumorigenicity 7 (gene ST7). The transcript has 16 exons. The record is from RefSeq and is a predicted model, not a curated record. The coding region runs from base 466 to 2064 and encodes 532 amino acids. NCBI's taxonomy places the organism in Eukaryota, Metazoa, Chordata, Mammalia, Eulipotyphla, Soricidae.
UUUUCUUUGCCCUUUAUUAGGAUUGCUUAAUCAAAUCUAUUCCAACUCAUUCAAACGCGGCUGCUUUUGAAUGAGUGAACAGAAUGAGAGGAUAGUCUUCCUGAAAAUUUGGACUUGGUUUCUUUACGGUGAUGGAUUUGUAAUAACGAGCACCAAGAUGGCUAUUUUGUGUGCUUUUCUCUUAAAGAAGAGAAUUGAUUCUCCCUGCAGCCACCUCCCUCCCGCCCAGUUUUAAACUAAUUGUAUAGGAAUGAAAUCGUGUUUUUUCCUGAGAGACUUGAAAAGGAUGACUCUACAAAAACAAGCAAAGGCGCCCCCGCUGGAGUUGAGAUAAGCCGAAGUGUGCGUGAGCAUAAAGUCACAUGGCAGAGGCUUUCCACGUAGUCUGCGACAGGGAGCUGUUUCAUUUUGUGUCUGGCAGAGUUGCCCCCCGGAAAACCCUGGCUUCCUGCCUAAAGCUUCAUUAUGGAUGACUGUACAGUGAGCAUGUUUUUGAACACAUUAACACCGAAGUUCUACGUGGCCCUGACAGGCACUUCCUCACUAAUAUCAGGGCUUAUUUUGAUAUUUGAGUGGUGGUACUUUCGCAAAUAUGGAACAUCCUUUAUUGAACAAGUCUCAGUGAGCCACUUGCGCCCCCUCCUGGGAGGGGUUGACAAUAACUCUUCCAACAGUUCCAACUCUAGUAACGGGGACUCGGAUUCCAACAGGCAGAGUGUCUCAGAAUGCAAAGUAUGGCGAAAUCCACUAAAUUUAUUUAGAGGCGCAGAAUAUAAUCGGUAUACUUGGGUGACAGGACGAGAACCUCUGACUUAUUACGACAUGAAUCUCUCUGCCCAGGACCACCAGACAUUCUUUACUUGUGACUCAGACCAUUUGCGCCCAGCAGACGCAAUAAUGCAGAAAGCCUGGAGAGAAAGAAAUCCCCAAGCUCGGAUUUCUGCAGCCCACGAGGCCUUAGAGAUAAAUGAAAUUAGGUCCAGAGUUGAAGUUCCCCUAAUUGCUUCCUCUACCAUCUGGGAGAUAAAAUUGUUACCAAAGUGUGCUACUGCUUAUAUUCUCUUGGCUGAAGAGGAAGCGACAACCAUUGCUGAAGCAGAAAAGCUAUUUAAACAGGCCUUGAAGGCUGGGGACGGCUGUUACCGGCGUUCUCAACAGCUCCAGCAUCAUGGAUCCCAGUAUGAAGCCCAACACAGACGAGACACCAAUGUCUUGGUCUACAUCAAAAGAAGGCUAGCAAUGUGUGCCAGAAGACUCGGGAGGACGAGGGAAGCAGUGAAAAUGAUGAGAGAUUUGAUGAAGGAGUUUCCCCUUCUGAGCAUGUUCAAUAUUCAUGAAAAUCUUUUAGAAGCCCUUCUGGAACUACAAGCAUAUGCUGAUGUUCAAGCAGUCUUAGCAAAGUAUGAUGAUAUAAGUUUACCAAAGUCAGCGACAAUAUGCUACACAGCUGCAUUGCUCAAAGCAAGAGCUGUCUCUGACAAAUUCUCUCCUGAAGCUGCAUCUCGGCGGGGGCUGAGCACAGCAGAGAUGAAUGCAGUAGAGGCCAUUCAUAGAGCUGUGGAAUUCAAUCCUCAUGUGCCAAAAUAUCUACUAGAAAUGAAAAGCUUAAUCCUACCCCCAGAACAUAUCCUGAAGAGAGGGGACAGUGAAGCAAUAGCAUAUGCGUUCUUCCAUCUGGCACACUGGAAGCGGGUAGAAGGAGCUUUGAAUCUUUUGCAUUGUACGUGGGAAGGCACUUUCCGGAUGAUCCCUUAUCCUUUGGAAAAGGGACACCUUUUUUAUCCUUAUCCAAUCUGUACAGAAACAGCAGACCGAGAGUUGCUUCCAUCUUUCCAUGAAGUCUCAGUUUACCCAAAGAAGGAGCUUCCCUUCUUUAUUCUCUUUACUGCUGGACUGUGUUCCUUCACAGCUAUGCUGGCCCUCUUGACACACCAGUUUCCAGAACUUAUGGGGGUCUUCGCAAAAGCUUUUCUUAGCACUUUGUUUGCCCCCUUAAACUUUGUCAUGGAUAAAGUGGAAAGCAUACUGCCAUCCAGUUUGUGGCACCAGCUGACGCGGAUCUAGGGAAGCUGCGCAUCCUUCUACUCACAUCACCCAGUGGGCUGCUGCCGCCUCUUCUGUGCCAAUGCGUCAUGGACGAGAGAAAGCAUGACUUUGAAAAAGGGAAGCCAUUCCGAGGUUUUAAGAUGUUCAUGGACAGUCUAUUCCAUAUUAAAAGCGGUUUUUGUUGUACAAAAUCCAUUGAUGUUCAGUUCUAUUAUAUUUUGCCUUCAGAAAAGACAAAAAAAUUAAAAAUAAACAUUUUGUGUAUUGCAGCAA